AUGUACAGUUUUAUGGGAGGAGGGCUCUUCUGCGCUGGUGUUGGGAACAUACUCUUGAUUGUUUCCACGGCAACAGAUUAUUGGCUGCAGUACCGUCAUUCAACCAACUACAUGCAUCAAGGACUGUGGCGGUAUUGUGUACCUGGAAAAUGUUAUUCACACACAGACAGUAUUGCCUACUGGGAUGCAACACGAGCCUUCAUGAUCUUGUCUAUUUUGGCUUGCUUUAUUGGUAUCAUCCUUGGAGUCAUGGCCUUUAUUCACUACUCAUCCUUUGACAAGUUUGACAAAACCUUUGCUGCUGGCAUUCUCUUUUUUACUUCAAGCUUCUUCGUCUUGCUCGCCAUGGCAAUCUAUACCAGUGUGACAGUAAAUUAUUAUGGAAAACGGUAUGGAAACUGGAGAUUCUCCUGGUCCUACAUUGUUGGCUGGGUGGCCGUAGUCCUCACAUUUUUUUCAG
This is a messenger RNA of Polypterus senegalus (gray bichir), 460 nucleotides long. Its product is annotated as lens fiber membrane intrinsic protein-like. Gene Ontology annotation, molecular function: structural constituent of eye lens. Gene Ontology annotation, cellular component: plasma membrane. Lineage: Eukaryota; Metazoa; Chordata; Cladistia; Polypteriformes; Polypteridae. The record is from RefSeq and is a predicted model, not a curated record. The transcript is spliced from 3 exons. The annotation marks the transcript as partial.